GGAAAAUGUUCAAGCAAUACUAUAGCUAGAUGCAGACAGCGAUAGGAAACAAUGGAUCUAGCUGAAGAAUGAAAACAUAUCUCCCCAUCUUGUCCUCAGUGGUUUUAUCCUCAAUGUCUGCUACAGCAAGCCCCCGUGCCUCUGGAGCAUCUGGUAACGUGCUAGCGUCUGGAUACGGUUCAGACCUAGUGUUUUAUUCCCUCACAGAUGGAGUUUUGUCCAGGGAGGGAUCCCAGAUCGUAGAUCCUAACCUAACAUGGAUGGAGCAGGAGGGAGAAUCAUUCUUUGCCACUCAUGAAACAAAUGAUUUUGAAGGAGAGUCCGGUGGCGCGAUCAGUCGAUGGGAGAUGGAAAGCGGACAGUUGGUGAGAAGAGAACAUGUUAGUUUGCAAAGUAAUGGACCUGCUCACUUUAUACUUGAUCUUGAUCAUAACCUAGCAAUUACAGCUAAUUAUGGUGGUGGCUCUGUAACAGUUGUUACUCUAGAAGAUGGACAACUGGGUGCAGUGAUUCAGAAGAUAGAAUAUGAGGCCUGCCGAGACAAUUCACACCCACAUCAAAUAGUACGCAAGGGAGAUUUAGUUUGGGUGGUGGAUUUGGGAUGUGACAGUAUCUAUCAUUAUAGAAUAAAUGGAAACCAGCUGGAGAGGACAGGAGAGACUGUGGUAGAGGAUGGAGCGGGUCCUCGACAUAUGGUUCUUCAUCCCACGGACAACUUGGCGUUCUUAGCCUGGGAGCUGAAGAGCGCUGUUGAAGUUUACGCUUAUGAUGGGGAAACUGGGGAUCUGCUACUGUUACAAAAGCUACCCUUCUCCUCUACUGAUUCUGAUGUUGGAGCAGAGAUUUUGGUCGGUCCUACUACUCCUAAAGGACCAACAGUGUAUGCUACAAGCAGAGGAAGUGGUAUAGUUGCAGUUUAUCAGCUGGAUAGUACCGGAGCAUAUGAGUUGACCCAAGAGUUUAACCUAGAGGGAUCCUGGCCCAGAUCUAUAGCCAUCAAAGAAGACAUAAUGCUAGCAAUAGAUAAAGUUGGAGGGACAAUACAGGUGGUUUACAUCGGUCAAAGUGGGCCAAUGGAAGGAAAGCUUUCCGCUGGACCAGUUCUGGAGGCAUUUUCUGGAGUAGCUUAUGUCAUGUUCUAUGAUUAGAAAUAUAAUUAGUCUAAUCAGUUCUUUUUAGUAUUUUCACCAUUAAAUAGUUUCGCAAAAUUUU
Messenger RNA from Eurytemora carolleeae, 1212 nucleotides. RefSeq names its product 6-phosphogluconolactonase. Bases 69 to 1148 code for a protein of 359 amino acids. Gene Ontology annotation, molecular function: 6-phosphogluconolactonase activity; protein binding. NCBI's taxonomy places the organism in Eukaryota, Metazoa, Arthropoda, Copepoda, Calanoida, Temoridae. The record is from RefSeq and is a predicted model, not a curated record. The transcript is spliced from 2 exons.